AUGGAGCGGGUGCUGCGGACGGCGGCGGGGAGCGCGGUGGUGGUGUUCAGCGCGAGCACGUGCUGCAUGUGCCACGCGGUGAAGCGGCUGUUCCGGAGCAUGGGGGUGAGCCCGGCCGUGCACGAGCUCGACCAGGACCCGCGCGGCGCCGAGCUCGAGUGGGCCCUCGCCCGCCUCCUCGGAUCCACCGCCGCAGCCGCCGCCGCCAACGGAGGGCCCCCGACCCUCCCCGUCGUCUUCAUCGGCGGCAAAUUGGUCGGCGCCAUGGACCGCGUCAUGGCCGCGCACAUCAACGGCUCCCUCGUCCCCCUCCUUAAAGAAGCUGGCGCACUCUGGCUCUGAAGUAGUGUGGUGUGUCCAACUAAUUAUCCAAACUAUCGCCCAUUCUGAUCUGACUGUCUAAUCUUACAAAAAAAAGAAAAAAAAAAAAUACUACACUGUCAGUGUCAGUAUCUGGUAAGUGGCAUGCUUUUUUAAAAAAAUAUUAAAAAUUAAGAUUACAACUACUUCGUGGUUGUAAAGAUAUAUUGGACAGUCGAAUCAAAAUGGUAUGUAGUUCUGGUGAUUAGUAUGACACAUUUUUACGGCCUUUAAUUUGUUUUUCUUUUUUUUUAAUAGGAAGAUAUAUAUAUAUAUAGCAACAAAAAAAAGAGCGAUAGAGAGAGAGAGAGAGGGAGAGAGGAGGGAUUUGUUUUUCCUAAUGGUACCUCCGUUUUGGGUUUCGCAUGCAAUGUGUGGGGUGUUUGGUGAGUUUUACUUUAGGGUUUUUAAGUUGGUGGGUUUAGAUAUAGGGAUGAGUGUGAAGCACUACCACCUUCAAGUUUGGAAUGGUUUGAAGUGUUUUAUUAUUAAUUUGCUUCUGCGUGUUGUGUGUGUGUGUGUGUGUGUGUCUCUGAGGUAGA
Ananas comosus (pineapple) is the source of this 902-nucleotide messenger RNA. Its product is annotated as glutaredoxin-C5-like. The transcript has a single exon. NCBI's taxonomy places the organism in Eukaryota, Viridiplantae, Streptophyta, Magnoliopsida, Poales, Bromeliaceae. The record is from RefSeq and is a predicted model, not a curated record. Bases 1 to 342 code for a protein of 113 amino acids.